GGAGGCACUGGCGACACUGGAGGCACUGGGAGCAUUGGAAGCACCAGGGAUGCUGGAGGCACCCGGGAUAGUGGAGGCACCGGGAUGACUGGAGGAACUGGAGACACUGGGAGCACCCAUGUCCUCAGGGGCACCAGGAGCACCAGGAAUACUGGACACACCAGGGACACCAACAUCUCUGUGGACACCCGGAGCACUGUGAACAUGCUGACCACUGGGGGUUUUGGGGGCACUGGGAGCACUCCAGUCCCCAAGGACACCAGAAAUUCUGAACUCACUGGGGAGACUGGGAGAGUCCUCAGCAACAUCAGGAAAGCUGUGGACGCUGGACAUGCUGGGAAUACCAACAUCCCCAGGGAGACCAGUGACACUGGGGAUGAGAUGGACACUGGGGAUGUUGGGGAGUCCCAGACCACAGUGGUCCUCAGAGCCCCCAUACCUCACCACCGCCCCUGCCGCAGCCCCAACACAGCACCACAGUUCCAGCCCUCCAGCUACCAGGCCACAGUGGAGGAGAACCAGCCAGCAGGCACAUGGGUGACACAGGUGACAGCACAGGACCCUGAUGAGGGGGAGGCAGGCCGGCUGCACUACACCAUGGCUGCACUCUUCGACAGCCGCUCCGAUGCCCUCUUCACCGUGGACUCUGUCACUGGUGCCAUCAGCACUGUUGCACCGCUGGACCGUGAGAGCAAGAGCACUCACGUGUUCCGCCUGACAGCAGUGGACCACGGGAUACCCCGGCGCAGUGCCAUGGCCACACUGACAGUGACAGUGAGUGACGCAAACGAUCACGACCCGGCCUUCGAGCAGCCAGAAUACCGGGAGAGCGUGCGAGAGAAUCUGGAGGUGGGCUAUGAGGUACUGACAGUGCGGGCCACAGAUGGUGAUGCUGGUCCCAAUGCCAAUAUCCUCUACCGCCUCCUCAAUGCUGGUGAUGCCAGUGAGGUGUUUGAGAUCGAUUCCCGCUCAGGCGUCAUCCGCACCCGUGGCCCUGUGGACCGGGAAGUGGUGGAUGCCUUUGAGCUGUUGGUGGAGGCCACAGACCAGGGCCAGGAUCCAGGUCCCCGGAGUGCCACAGCCACUGUCCGCAUCGCUGUGGAGGAUGACAAUGACAAUGCGCCGCAGUUCAGUGAGCGGCGUUAUGUGGCUCAGGUCCCUGAGGACGCGGUACCCAAUGUGGCGGUUCUGCAGGUGAUGGCCACCGACCGUGACAAAGGCAGCAAUGCGCUGGUGCACUAUAGCAUUGUCAGCGGCAACAGCCGUGGGCACUUCUACAUUGAUGCCCAGACAGGCACGCUGGAUGUUGUUACCCCCCUGGACUAUGAGAUCACCAAGGAGUUCAACCUGCGCAUCCGGGCGCAGGAUGGUGGUCGCCCACCUCUCUCCAACAUCAGCGGUUUGGUUACCAUCCAGGUGUUGGAUGUCAAUGACAACGCACCCAUCUUUGUCAGCACGCCCUUCCAGGCCACCGUGCUGGAGAAUGUCCCUGUGGGCUACUCUGUCAUCCAUGUACAAGCCAUUGAUGCUGAUUCAGGUGACAACAGCCGAUUAGUUUACACCCUGCUGGAAACUGGCCCCAGCUUCCCCUUUGCCAUCAACAACAGCACCGGGUGGAUCAUGGUGGCCUCUGAGCUGGACCGGGAGGUGGUUGACUUCUACAGUUUCGGGGUGGAGGCGCAGGACCAGGGCAUCCCCCCAAUGGCCUCCACGGCCAGUGUCAGUGUCACCAUCCUGGAUGUCAAUGACAACAGCCCUGAGUUCACCCAGCGGGAGUAUGGCACCCGCCUGAACGAGGACGCGGCAGUGGGCACCAGUGUCCUGACUGUCUCUGCCGUUGACCGUGAUGCUAACAGUGUCAUCACAUACCAGAUCUCCAGCGGCAACACCCGCAACCGGUUCUCCAUCACCAGCCAGAGUGGUGGUGGGCUCAUCUCUCUUGCCCUGCCCCUAGACUACAAGCUGGAGCGACAGUACCUGCUCACCAUUGCUGCCUCUGAUGGCACCCGCCAGGACACUGCCCGGGUUGUUGUCAAUGUCACCGAUGCAAACACCCACCGCCCCGUCUUCCAGAGCUCCCACUACACCGUCAACAUCAAUGAGGACCGGCCAGUAGGCACAACAGUGGUGGUCAUCAGUGCCACAGACGAGGACACAGGGGAGAACGCCCGCAUCACCUACCUGAUGGAGGACAGCAUCCCCCAGUUCAGCAUUGCCACUGAGACUGGUGCUGUCACCACCCAGAUGGAGCUGGACUAUGAGGACCAGGUGUCUUACACCUUGGCCAUCACAGCACGGGACAAUGGUAUCCCGCAGAAAUCUGACACAACUUACCUAGAGAUCCUGGUGAGUGAUGUCAAUGACAAUGCACCCCAGUUCCUCCGUCAUUCCUACCAGGGAUCCAUCUAUGAGGAUGUCCCCACCUUCACCAGUGUCCUCCAGGUCUCUGCAACUGACCGUGACUCUGGGCUCAAUGGCAGGGUCUUCUACACCUUCCAGGGGGGUGAUGAUGGUGAUGGUGACUUCAUCAUUGAGUCCACCUCAGGCAUUGUCCGCACCUUGCGCCGUCUGGACCGGGAGAAUGUGCCUCUCUAUUCCCUGCGGGCAUUUGCUGUGGAUAAGGGAGUCCCAGCCCGGAGAACGCCAGUGGAGAUCCUAGUGACAGUGUUGGAUGUCAAUGACAACCCGCCCGUGUUUGAGCGGGACGAGUUUGACAUCUUUGUGGAGGAGAACAGCCCCAUUGGGCUUGUGGUAGCCCGGAUCACCGCCACUGACCCCGACGAGGGCACCAAUGCCCAGAUCAUGUACCAGAUUGUGGAAGGCAAUAUCCCCGAGGUCUUCCAGCUGGAUAUCUUCUCUGGAGAGCUCACCGCCCUUGCUGACCUGGACUAUGAGACCAAGGCCGAGUACAUCAUGGUGGUCCAGGCAACCUCGGCCCCACUGGUCAGUCGGGCCACCAUCCAUGUGCGCCUGCGUGACACCAAUGACAACAGCCCCCAGCUCAAGAACUUCGAGAUCGUCUUCAACAACUACAUCACCAACCGCUCCGGCAGCUUCCCUGGGGGCAUCAUCGGCCGCAUCCCUGCCCACGACCCCGACAUCUCUGACCACCUCACUUACGCGUUUGAACAGGGCAAUGAGCUCAACCUUGUGCUGCUGGACCCACACAGUGGGGAUCUGCGCCUCAGCCCGGCCCUGGAUAACAACCGCCCACUUGAGGCUGUCAUGAGGGUGUCUGUCUCUGAUGGCGUUCACAGCGCAACAGCACAGUGCACGCUGCGGGUGACCGUGAUCACAGAUGAGAUGCUCAGCAACAGCAUCACCCUGCGUUUGGCCGACAUGUCCCAGGAGCGAUUCUUGUCCCCCCUGCUCAGCCGUUUCCUGGAGGGGGUGGCCACUGUCCUAGCCACCCCCCGCCACCGCGUCGUCCUCUUCAACAUCCAGACAGACACAGACGUGGGGACGGCGCGGAUCCUCAAUGUCAGCCUCUCGGCCCUGCUGCCGGCAGCGGUGCCAGGCGCGUCGCGGUUCUUCUCGUCGGAGGAGCUGCAGGAGCGGCUGUACCUUAACCGGUCUCUCCUGGCGGCCACCACGGCCCAGCACGUCCUGCCCUUUGAUGACAACGUGUGUCUGCGCGAGCCGUGCGAGAACUACAUGCGCUGCGUCUCCGUCUUGCAGUUCGACAGCUCCGCGCCCUUCCUCGCCUCCGACACCAUCCUUUUUCGCCCCAUCCACCCCGUCACGGGCCUGCGCUGCCGCUGCCCGCCUGGCUUCACCGGCGACUACUGCGAGACUGAGAUCGACCUCUGCUACUCCAGCCCCUGCGGCAGCAAUGGGCGGUGCCGGAGUCGUGAGGGCGGAUACACCUGCGAGUGCCAUGAAGACUUCACCGGGGAGCACUGUGAGCUGAGUGCCCGGGGGGGCCGCUGCACCCCGGGGGUCUGCCGGAAUGGGGGCACCUGCCUGAACCUGCUGGUGGGGGGAUUCUGGUGCCAGUGUCCCCCUGGGCAUUAUGAGAAGCCCUUCUGCACCAUGAGCACCCGCAGCUUCCCCCCGCACUCCUUCCUCACCUUUCGUGGCCUCCGCCAGCGCUUCCACUUCACCCUUGGCCUCACGUUUGCCACACAGGAGCAGGACGGGCUCCUGCUUUAUAACGGGCGCUUCAAUGAGCGGCAUGACUUCGUGGCACUGGAGAUUGUGGAUGAGCAGCUGCAGCUCACCUUCUCAGCAGGUGAGACCACCACCACGGUGUCACCCUUUGUGCCAGGAGGUGUCAGCGAUGGGCAGUGGCACCGGGUGCAGCUGCACUACUACAACAAGCCGGUUGUGGGGCGCUCGGGGGUCCCACAGGGCCCCUCAGAGCAGAAGAUAGCUGUGGUGACUGUGGACGACUGUGACACGGCCAUGGCCCUGCGCUUCAGGCCCCGCCUCGGCAACUACUCCUGCGCUGCCCAGGGCAUCCAGACUGGCAGCAAGAAGUCAUUGGACCUGACGGGGCCACUGCUGCUGGGGGGGGUCCCAACGCUGCCCGAGAGUUUCCCGAUCCGCAGCCGACACUUCGUGGGGUGCAUGCGGCACCUGCACAUUGACCAGCGUCCCGUGGACAUGGCAGCCUUCAUUGCUAACAAUGGCACCCUGCCCGGUUGUCCCCCCAAGAAGACCCUGUGUGACACCAAUACAUGCUACAACGGUGGCACCUGCGUGCAUGAGUGGGGAGGGUUCAGCUGCCGCUGCCCGCUGGGCUUUGGGGGCAAAACCUGCCAGGAGGAGAUGGCGGCCCCGCAGCGGUUCGUCGGCAGCAGCCGCGUGGCGUGGAACGGGCUGGCGCUGCCGCUCUCCAUGCCCUGGCCAGUCCGCAUCAUGUUCCGCACUCGCCACCCCCGCGGGGUUCUGCUGCGGGCGGGGGCCGGAGGCCGUCUUACCCUCAUCCUGCAGCUGAGCGAGGGGCAGGUGGAGGCUGGUGCCUGGCAAGGGGGGGCCCGUUUGGCCACCCUGCGUCUGCCCCAGGCCAAAGUCAAUGAUGGUGCCUGGCACCACGUGGAGCUGGAGCUGCGGGGGGGCCCUGGACGCAGCCCCUCUGCCACCCUCCUCCUCCUCACCCUCGACUACGGCCGCCACCAGGCGGUGGGCGAUGUCUCUGGAGAGCUGCAGGGACUGCGGCUGCACACACUGAGCCUCGGGGGGCUGCUGGGGGACAGUGGCGCCGUGGAGGAGGGGUUCCAGGGGUGCCUGCAGGGCCUGCGUGUUGGGGACCCUAUGGUGACGGCGGGCACCCUGAGCCUGGCACAGGCAGCGCAGGUGAACGUGGAAGGGGGCUGUGCCCUGCCCGAUCCCUGUGACUCGGGGCCCUGCCCCCCCCACAGCUACUGCAGCGACGAUUGGGACAGUUUCUCAUGUCGCUGCCACCCUGGGUACUUCGGUGACAGCUGUGUCAGUGCCUGUGCCCUGGACCCCUGCGAGCCUCCGGGCACCUGUACCCACCGCCCAGGCACGGCCCUUGGCUAUGCCUGUCACUGUCCCCCAGGCACCUUCGGGGCCCUCUGCCAGCACCGGGAGGUGCAGCCAUGCCCUCGGGGGUGGUGGGGACACCCCACGUGCGGCCCCUGCAGCUGCGAUGUCACCCACGGCUUCGACCCAGACUGCAACAAGACCACUGGCGAGUGUCGCUGCAAGGACAACCACUACCGCCCACCAGGAGAGGACACGUGCCAUCCCUGUGAGUGUUACCCCACUGGGUCGCUGUCGCGCCGCUGCGAUGCCAACACUGGGCAGUGUCCCUGCAAAGCUGGUGUCAUCGGCCGCCACUGUGACCGCUGUGACAACCCCUUCGCCGAGGUGACGGCCAGUGGCUGCGAAGUGAACUAUGACAGCUGUCCCCGGGCCAUCGAGGCCAGCAUCUGGUGGCCCCGCACUCGGUUUGGGCUGCCAGCUGCAGCCCCCUGCCCCAAGGGCUCUGUUGGCACAGCACUGCGCCACUGUGACGAGCACAAGGGCUGGCUGCCCCCCAACCUCUUCAACUGCAGCGCGCUGGCCUUUGCUGCCCUUCGCCCCUGGGCAGAGCAGCUGGUGGGCAAUGAGUCGCGGUGGGAUGCGGGGCAGUCCCGGCGCGUGGCACUGGCGCUGCGUGAAGCGAUGCGUGAGACCCGUGGGUACUUUGGCAGUGACGUGCAUCUGGCAUACCGGCUGGCGGGGGCCCUGCUGCGCCAUGAGAGCCGCCAGCGCGGCUUCCACCUUGCUGCCACCCAGGACGUUCACUUUACUGAGAACCUGCUGCGGGUGGGCAGUGCGCUGUUGGACAUGGGGAACAAGCGGCAUUGGGAGCUGAUCCAGCAGACGGAGGGUGGCACGGCUCAGCUGCUGCGGCACUUUGAGGAGUAUGCACGAGCCCUGGCACGGAAUAUGCCCCAGACUUACCUCAGCCCCUUCACCAUUGUCACCCGUAACAUCGUGGUGUCGGUGGUGCGGCUGGACAAGAGCAGCUUUGCGGGUGCCCGCCUGCCACGGUAUGAGGCGUUGCGGGGGGAGAAACUCCCGGACCUGGAGACGACCGUCAUCCUGCCUGACAGCAUCUUCUGGCCCCCUGAGGACAGGCGCCCCUCAACCGGGCAUGGGCAGGCACCACAGGGCGCAGGUGGGCAGGAGGAGGAGGAGGAGGAGGAGGAUGAAGCAGGCGAAGAGGAGGAGGAGGAGGAGGCAGGGAUGACUGUGGUGACCCGGCACAAGCGCCACCCAUCCCUGGGUGAGGGCCAGGCCAUCGCCAGCGUCAUCAUCUACCGCACCCUGGCUGGUCUUCUGCCCCAGCACUUCGACACCGACAAGCGCAGCCUCCGGGUGCCCAAGCGCCCCAUCAUCAACACACCAGUGGUGAGCAUCAGCGUGCACAUGGGGGGCAUGGAUGGCGUGGGGGGCACAGGGACCCCCCAGGCGCUGGCCAAACCUGUCACACUCCAGUUCCGCCUGUUGGAGACCCAGGAGCGCUCCAAGCCCAUCUGUGUCUUCUGGAAUCACACUUUGUGGGCGGGCAGUGUAGGCGGCUGGUCGGCACGAGGCUGCGAAGUCGUCUUCCGCAACCAGAGCCACGUCAGCUGCCAGUGCCACCAUCUGACCAGCUUUGCCGUCCUCAUGGACAUCUCCCGCCGAGAGAACGGGGAGGUGCUGCCGCUGGCAGCACUCACCUACGGCUCACUGGGCGUGGGGCUGGCGGGCCUGGCGCUGGUGGUCCUGGCCCUGGGGACCCCGAGGCGGCUGCGCUGCAACCGCCACAGCAUCCGCCGGCACGGCACAGCUGCACUGCUGCUCGCACAGCUCGUCUUCCUGCUUGGCAUCAACCAGGCCGAUGUCCCGCUGGCGUGCACCGUGGUGGCCAUCCUGCUGCAGUUCCUGUACCUGAGUGCGGUGGGCUGGGCACUGCUGGAGGCGCUGCACCUGUACCGGCGCCGCAGUGAACCCCGUCACGUCGACCGUGGUCCCAUGCGCUUCUACCAUGUACUGGGCUGGGGACUGCCUGCCUUCAUCACCGGGCUGGCGGUGGGGCUGGACCCCGAGGGCUACGGGAACCCCGACUUCUGCUGGCUGGCCCUGAACGACAGCCUAGUUUGGAGCCUGGCCGGGCCCUGCGCUGCCGCCCUCGCUGUUGGCAUCUUCUUCCUGGUGCUAGCGGCUAAGGCCACCUGUGCCACCCCCCAGGGCUUCCAGAAGAAGGGCUCAGCGUCUGGGGUGCGCACAGCUGCAGUCCUGCUGGCCGUGCCCAGCCUGGCCUGGCUUCUGGCCCUGCUCUCAGUCAACAGUGACACGUUGCUCUGUCACUACCUGUUCGCUGCCUCCAACUGCCUCCAGGGCCCCCUUAUCUUCCUGUCCUGUGUGGUGCUGAGCAAGGAGGUGCGGAGGAGCCUCCGCCUGAGCUGCGCUCGCUGCCACCACCCACCGCUGGCCACCAAGGCCACCCUGACCCCUGCCUGUGGCAGGGACAGCACAUACGUGGCAGGGCAGCUGUUUCCCCCCCCAGGUGGUGGGUCCUUGGGGUCCCUGCACAGCACUGCACGCUCGGGCAAGAGCCACCACAGCUACAUCCCCUUCGUGCGGCGGGAGGAUUCAGGGCUGGCAGGCAGCCCGGGGCCGGCGCCAGUGCCACUGCCUGAGCAUGGGGGGCUCUUCCUUGAUGCCCAGGACCAGCCCGAGGAGCACGACACGGACUCAGACAGUGACCUGUCCCUGGAUGACCCGAGUGGCUCCUAUGGCUCCACACAUUCCUCCGACAGCGAGGAUGAGGGCCCCCGUGACUGGGACCCCCUGCCCGGAGCUCCCCUGGGUCCCCCUGGCCUUGGUGACUCCCUGGUGCCCCCGGGGUGCCCAUACUGGCCAGGGAUCCUGAAGAAGUGCCUGCCCCCCAUCAGUGAGCACAGCAGUGCCCAGCGCCCUGGGCCACCCCCACCACCUCCUGCUUGCACGGCUGCCUCCUCCGGCAGCGAUGGGGGGCCCCCCCCAGUCUCCCGACCUCGGCAGAGCCUCCAGGAGCAGCUCAGUGGCCUCACCCCCAUUGCCAUGAGCAUCCACACAGGCACCGCUGAUGAGGACUCCUCUGGCUCUGAGAGUGACGAGACCUCGAUCUAAUGGGGACCCACCCUGCGGGCAGCCCACCCACUGUGACAGGGACACCAGGACAGGGAGGGCACCAGGAAGGCGGGCGGGUGGGGGGGGGGACACACCAGGACCGGGGGGCACAAGGACUGGGAAGACAUCAGGAAGGGGCAGAGAGCCACAGCUCCCCUAGUGCACUUUGUAUCCUUUAGGAAUUGGCACCUUGAAGAGGUGGCACUGGGUGCUCCGGUUGCCCCCUGCCAUGAUCAGCCCCAGCCCCUUUGCCCAGUAGAGUGUUUUAUUUAAAAAAUACAUGAAAAUACAAAAAAAAAGGAAUUUACAACUAACUUCCCCCAUUGUGACAACCCCCGGGCCCCCCCAAGGUGCCAAUGCCCCCCCAAAUGUGCCACCUGUCCCAUGGUGCCAACUCCCCCAGGUAGGGGGGCAUGUGGAGGGGGAUCAGUUGGGGUUUAAAGGGAUGUCUGGGACCCCCCCGUGCCCAGUGGUGAAGCUCAGGUGGGGGAACCCAGGGAUGGGUGUUGAGGGGUGAGGAACUGGGUGCUGGGGGACAUGGGAGAUUUCCUACUGUUGGUGGGACCUUUUGUAAUUAAAGCAAAACCCAAUGAG
Messenger RNA from Oenanthe melanoleuca, 9204 nucleotides. It is a transcript of the gene CELSR2, whose product is annotated as cadherin EGF LAG seven-pass G-type receptor 2. Gene Ontology annotation, cellular component: plasma membrane. Lineage: Eukaryota; Metazoa; Chordata; Aves; Passeriformes; Muscicapidae. Gene Ontology annotation, biological process: homophilic cell-cell adhesion; G protein-coupled receptor signaling pathway; cell surface receptor signaling pathway. The coding region runs from base 85 to 8610 and encodes 2841 amino acids. Gene Ontology annotation, molecular function: calcium ion binding; G protein-coupled receptor activity. The transcript is spliced from 36 exons. The record is from RefSeq and is a predicted model, not a curated record.